GGGCUGGCUGGUGGCGAAAGCGACGGCGAGUGGCUUGCUUGUUCCUCGGGGAGAAGCACGAGGGCAGCUGGGCUGUCGCCAAGGCAGGCUUUCCCCCGGUGCGAACAAGGCGAGAGCGGCGCCUUUCCGGCCGCAACUCGCGGCGGCGAGUGGAUGACAGUGCACGGCACAAAGCGACGGCGAGAGCUCCGCUUACUCCCCCACUGGCAGUUUAGAAACCCCAGGAAGUGAAUGGAUUAAUCCCCCGACUCUGUUUUGAAGGGCUUUGGACAGGUAUUCAUUCACCAGCUGAAAACUGGCGAUUUGACUCCAAGUACAAUGUCUUCUGGAAGAGUCCGAACAAAGAAGAAAGCAUCAACUUUGGAUCAGUCUCUUGACAGCCUUCCUCUGAGGAGUUCAGGAAGGCAGGUAAGGAAGAAGGCUGCAGCAGAUACAGCAGAGGAUGAUGAAGAUGCUUCAGAGAAAAAGUAUCGGAAGUGUGAAAAGGCGGGGUGUACAGCAACAUGUCCUGUUUGCUUUGCAAGUGCAGCGGAAAGGUGUGCUAAAAAUGGCUAUACAUCAAGAUGGUAUCAUCUCUCCUGUGGGGAACAUUUCUGCAAUGAAUGUUUUGAUCAUUAUUAUAGAAGUCAUAAAGAUGGCUAUGAAAAAUACACUGCCUGGAAACGGAUUUGGACCAGUAAUGGAAAAAGUGAGCCCAGUCCCAAAGCGUUUAUGGCUGAUCAGCAGCUCCCUUAUUGGGUACAGUGCACAAAACCAGAUUGUGGAAAAUGGCGCCAGCUGACAAAGGAAAUUCAGCUUACCUCCCAAAUAGCCAGAACGUAUCGUUGUGGCAUGAAACUGAACAAUUCCGUCAAGGUGGAAGGCUCAGAUCAGUGCUCCAUGCCUGAGGAUCUGAGAGUUGCUGAAGUUUCAGAUUCCUGGUGGUACUCCAUGCUCAUUCUUCCUCCUUUACUGAAGGACAGUGUGGCAGCACCUUUGUUGUCUGCAUACUACCCUGACUGUGUGGGCAUGAGCCCAUCUUGCACCAGCACUCACCGGUCGCUCGGUGAAUCCAAUGCAGUAAAAAUGGAGCACUUGAAGACUCCACCUACUAUAGCAGGAAUGAACAAGUAUUUCCAGCCUUUUUAUCAACCCAAUGAAUGUGGGAAAGCACUGUGUGUAAGGCCUGAUGUAAUGGAACUAGAUGAACUCUAUGAGUUUCCGGAAUAUUCAAGAGACCCCACCAUGUACCUGGCUCUGAGAAACCUCAUUCUGGCUCUGUGGUACACAAACUGCAAAGAACCUCUCACAUCUCAGAAAUGUACUCAUUUCAUCAUUGUUCGAGGUCUUGUGCGUAUUCGUUGUGUACGGGAGACAGAGCGGAUACUUCAAUUUAUGACCAGGAAAGGUCUGAUUAAUACAGGGAUUUUGUCUGUUAAUCCUGACCAACCUCUGCUUCCCAAAGACUAUCACAAUAAAUCUGUAAUUGUGGUUGGGGCUGGUCCAGCUGGUUUAGCAGCUGCAAGGCAACUUCACAAUUUUGGAAUCAAGGUGCUUGUACUUGAAGCAAAGGAAAGAAUCGGAGGGCGAGUGUGGGAUGACAAGACUUUCAAGGGAAUCACUGUGGGGAAAGGAGCACAGAUCGUUAAUGGCUGUGUCAACAAUCCAGUAGCACUUAUGUGUGAGCAACUGGGCAUUAAGAUGCAUAAACUUGGAGAGAAGUGCGAUUUGAUUCAGGAAGGUGGGAGGAUAACUGACCCUGCCAUAGAUAAGCGCAUGGACUUCCAUUUCAAUGCCAUCCUUGAUGUUGUAGCUGAUUGGAGAAAAGAUAAAAAUCAGCAUCAAGAUGUUCCUCUUGGAGAUAAAAUCCAAGAGAUCUAUAAAGUUUUCAUUCAGGAAUCUGGUAUCCAGUUCAGUGAACUAGAGGAAAAAGUCCUGCAGUUUCACCUCAGUAACCUUGAAUAUGCCUGUGGCAGCAAGCUUCAUGAAGUUUCUGCACGCUCCUGGGAUCACAAUGAAUUCUUUGCUCAGUUCGCUGGUGAUCACACUCUUUUAAGCUCAGGGUACUCUACCAUAAUGGAAAAAAUGGCAGAAGGCUUGGACAUUCGGUUAAAAGUCCCAGUCCGUAGUAUUGACUAUUCAAGAGAAGAGGUCCAAGUGACUGCAACAGAUGGGACUCAGUGGACCGCCCAAAAGGUUUUACUUGCUAUACCUCUGGCUAUACUUCAGAAAGGUGCCAUUCAAUUUAACCCAGCUUUGCCAGAAAGGAAAAUGAAAGCCAUCAAUAGUUUGGGAGCAGGGGUCAUAGAGAAGAUUUCACUGCAGUUUCCUUACAGAUUCUGGGACAGCAAAAUUCAAGGAGCUGAUUUUUUUGGACACAUUCCUCCUUGUUCCAACAAACGUGGCCUGUUCAGUGUUUUCUAUGACAUGGACCCACAGCGUAAAUGCUGUGUUCUAAUGUCUGUCAUUACUGGCGAUGCUGUGGCAACUAUCAAGAACUUGGAUGAUAAGCAGGUUCUUCAGCAGUGCAUGAUUAUCCUCCGGGAACUAUUUAAGGAACAGGAAGUGCCAGAUCCAGUCAAGUAUUUUGUUACACGAUGGAACAAAGACCCUUGGAUCCAAAUGGCAUAUAGUUUUGUAAAGACAGGUGGCAGUGGUGAAGCUUAUGAUAUCAUAGCAGAAGACAUACAAGGAACAAUCUUCUUUGCUGGCGAGGCCACCAAUAGGCAUUUUCCACAGACAGUUACAGGAGCAUAUUUGAGUGGCGUCCGAGAAGCAAGCAAGAUAGCAGCAUUUUGAAUGCUAAACAACUGUUUACAGAUAUUUUUAAAAAGCUACUUAUUCCAUUUGAAUUUUCUGGGUUAUACCUCAUUCCGUCCCCAAGUGGUAUUUACAUCAGUGGUACCCAGAGUCAGCUUUCAUCAUCUCUUGUUCCACAUUAUUUUUUCCACCUGAGGAUGCAAUUAGGGUCCAUGUUUUCUCAGCAUGGGAUGUUAAUUGAUUUAUAAACAAUGCCAGUAAACAUGUGAGUCCCUAAACCUCUAUACUUUCCUUUAUGGUCCCUCUGAGGUUAAAUAUUGUGGAAUGUUAGAGUGCUUGAUUAUGAGAGUGUUUUAAAAAUGGCAGCGGGUGGACUUUUAAACUACUCAUAGCCAAAUGGUGGAUUUACAAGAAAGAUGUCACCUGCUUCUAAUCAUGCUUUGAACAAUAUAGGUAAUUCCUUUUAAAUCAAACUUCUGGAGCUGCUUUCAAACAUAAUAGCAGUGUGUUGGCAAUUAAAAUACAUAAAACGUCACUUAGAAAACAGUCCCUUAUUUUCAUAUGAAAUAUUACACCAUGUGUGGGGUUUGAGAUUUGCUGAUCAUGUAAAUAGACCAGUGAAAACCAUUAAUUUUGUGACUAUUUCCUUUUGUGCAGUGAAAUAUCUAAAUCAUUUGAGCUCAGUGUAGGUAGAAACAUUUAUAUGUAUAGUUGUGAUGGCAUUGUGUGGGAAAGACUUUGGUGAGCUGUGCUCUUUUUUGAAAGGGUAAAAUAAGAUAGUAUCAUUCAGCUGUGUUAAGCACAUUUAAAUUUCACUGAUUUCCAUGAGAGAAUUAAGCAGAUGCUUAUAUCUUUUCCACUGAAAUCAACAGGGCUGACAUCUAAGUAUUUAAGUGUGUAUAAAGCCUGGCAGAGCACUUUGUUUAUGGGAUCACAAUACAGACAAGAUUGGGGGAAAAGUUAAAUGAUUAUAGCUGACAUGCUGUCAUUUUACUGAAUUAUUUCUAAUAGCUGGACUGUAAUGGAAAAUAUUUCGUAAGGAAUGGAAAAUAUCAAGUGGUAUGCUAUUUAUUUCCCUUUAAAUUUUUAAAUAAGCAAAACGGUGAUAACUUUUGGCCAGACCAGUUAACUGGCCCAUCUCUGAAAUGGGUACUGUGAACAUAGUAGUCCUCCUGUUAGCUGAGGCACAGAUUUGUUUAAUCAGAAUUCAAAAACAGACUUGCACUCAGAACAUUCUGAAGUGACUAGUACCAACCUCUUUGAAGCAAAGCUCUUGUGCACCUGGCAUUAGGCAUUACUUGUAAGCAUUUUGUGGUAAUUGGUAUGAAGACAAAAUGGAAGUUCAUUACAUAAAUUUGAAACCAUUUGCUCUAUAAAUAUAUGUAAAUAAUUGCCUUGUAGAAGUGCUUAUACAGCAGAAAUAUUAAUCCAGAAAAAAGCGUGUGUCUGAGAUGAUUGAGACUACUUUUUAAACAUUUGUUUAAAUAUUCAGAAAAAGUCAGAGGGUUCACUUAACAUUUGAUCCCAAGGAAUUAAAAAGUGUGAAGUUAUUUUCUAAGCAUGGUCAUUUUCUACUGUGUAUAUACAAUUUAGGCCUUGUAAAUAAUGUGGGAAACCAUUAAAAAUCUUCUGGCUGUGAAGCAUGAUGUAUACUGUGCAGGUUGUUUGAUUCAAUGGCCACAUAAUAAAACUGGAAGUGCUCA
Eublepharis macularius is the source of this 4442-nucleotide messenger RNA. It is a transcript of the gene KDM1B, whose product is annotated as lysine demethylase 1B. The record is from RefSeq and is a predicted model, not a curated record. Gene Ontology annotation, molecular function: protein binding; oxidoreductase activity; zinc ion binding. Lineage: Eukaryota; Metazoa; Chordata; Lepidosauria; Squamata; Eublepharidae. The transcript is spliced from 23 exons. The coding region runs from base 319 to 2778 and encodes 819 amino acids.